AGCGUUUCUACGGAAACUCCAUUGGGCCAAACCACUGUUAAACCCUUCGCGAUCUGCGAUUUCGACAGUCAGACAUUCUUCCGAUGGUGAGAUAAUGGCGAGAAUGUGGCCGCUAUUCAAGGCUAAGAAGAAAGCUGCUGCAUUUGUCGAUCGUUGUUGAGUGUGGUCCUGGUCGGUGGUGUUAGACGGCUCGAUGAGAGGAGGAAGCAGCGACGGAAAGGUCCCGGUGGCGGCUUCAAGGAUACUGCUGCGAUGCUACGUAGGCAUCUGAAAGAAAAGGGCUUUUCUACCAUGAGAGAGUGUGUUUGAGACCAGAGGAACUCUAUCGACAUAGUUUCGGCUGUUUCCUGCUGGCUUUUUAAGAAAUUGAGUUUUUUGUUUGCUUUUACAGUUACAUUGAAGAUAGACAGCAAGCUAGUGAAGUUUUGGGGAAUGGCAGGUCGAAGUAGAAGAGCAUGGUUUAGUGUUCUGCUGGGACUGGUUGUCGGGUUCACGCUGGCUUCCAGGCUCAUUUUACCCAAGGCGACCGAAUUAAAGAAGGCUGGACACAAACGAAAAGCAGACCCUGCUGGCUGUGGAUUGAACGGGGGUCUCAGGAAGGAAUACAGCGGAGCAUUAUGGCCACCGCAAGUUAACGGUUCGCCGGCGACCGAGAAGCCUGGCUCCAGAUCCACUAAUUUCUUAUUCGUUGGUGUCAUGACCGCCCAGAAGUACCUGAACAGCCGAGCCGUGGCAGCACACAGGACAUGGGCACAGACAAUUCCAGGUCACGUGGAGUUUUUCUCCAGCGAAGGCUCUGAUACAUCCAUACCCAUUCCCAUAGUCGCUCUAAGGAAUGUGGAUGACUCGUACCCACCCCAGAAGAAGUCAUUCAUGAUGCUUAAGUAUAUGCAUGACCAUUACCUGAACAAGUAUGAGUGGUUCAUGAGGGCAGAUGAUGACGUCUACAUCAAGAGUGAAAAGCUGGAGAGUUUCCUGCGCAGCCUCAACAGUAGUGAGGCGAUCUUCCUUGGCCAAACAGGAAUGGGUGCCCGAGAUGAGCUCGGGAAACUCGCCCUGGAACCUGGGGAGAACUUCUGCAUGGGGGGACCAGGUGUCAUCAUGAGCCGUGAAGUCCUUAAAAGGAUGGUGCCCCACAUCCGAGAGUGUUUGCAAGAGAUGUACACCACCCAUGAAGAUGUGGAGGUUGGCCGGUGUGUCAGGAGAUUUGCCAAGGUUCAGUGUGUCUGGUCCUAUGAGAUGCAGCAGCUCUUCUAUGAGAACUAUGAACCAAACAAAAAGGGCUACAUACGAGAUCUUCAUAGCAGCAAGAUCCACCGAGCCAUCACCCUCCACCCCAACAAGAACCCUCCCUACCAGUAUCGCCUACACAGCUACAUGCUCAGCCGGAAGAUUGCAGACUUGCGCCACCGAACCAUUCAGCUCCACCGGGAGAUCGUCCAAAUGGGGCGCUAUGGAGCAGCUGAGCCCAGCCGAGAGGACCUGCAGCUUGGCAUGCCUCCUUCAUUUAUGCGUUUCCACCCACAUCAGAGAGAGGAAGUUCUAGAGUGGGAAUUCCUGACAGGGAGAUACCUGUUCUCAUCAUCUGACAGUCAACCACCCCGUCGUGGGAUGGACUCCUCUCAAAGGCAGGCCCUUGAUGACAUCAUCAUGCAGGUGAUGGAGAUGAUUAAUGCCAAUGCCAAGACACGGGGCCGAGUCAUUGAUUUCAAAGAAAUCCAGUAUGGCUACCGGAGGGUCAAUCCAUUACAUGGGGCAGAAUAUGUGCUGGAUCUGCUGCUGUUGUACAAGAAGCACAAAGGAAAGACCAUGACAGUUCCAGUGAGGAGGCACGCCUACCUGCAGCAGACUUUUAGCCAAAUCCAGUUCAGAGAGGAGGAUGAGAUAGAUGCCAGAGGUCUAGCCAGCCACAUCAACAAGGAGUCAGAUUCUCUCUCAUUUCUGUCCAACUCCCUCAAGAUGCUGGUGCCCUUCAAGCUGACCACCUCUGGACAGGACCAGAGGGAACCAAAAGAUAAGAAAGUCAACAUCUUGGUACCUCUGUCAGGGCGCUAUGACAUAUUCGUGCGCUUCAUGGCUAACUUUGAAAGAGUUUGUCUGAUCCCCAACCAGAAUGUCAAACUACUGAUCCUCCUCUUCAGCACAGAAAACAACACGGAACGGGUCAGACAGGUGGAGUUGAUGAGGGAGUAUCACAUGAAGUAUCCCCGGGCUGAGAUCGAGAUCAAGCCUGUUACUGGUUCCUUUUCCAGGGCAGUGGCUUUGGAAGUGGGUUCCUUGCACUUCUCUAAUGAUUCACUGCUCUUCUACUGUGACGUAGAUCUGCUCUUCUCCAGCGACUUCCUCAAGCGAUGUCGGACCAAUGCUGCACUGGGGGAGCAGAGCUACUUCCCCAUCAUCUUCAGCCAGUAUGAUCCCAAAGUAGUGUAUGCUGGGAAGGUCCCUAGCAACAACCACUACGUCUUCACCUCUAAAACAGGCCUGUGGAGGAACUACGGCUUUGGGAUUGUCUGCGUGUACAAAGGAGACCUGGUUCGAGCUGGAGGCUUUGAUACCUCCAUACAAGGGUGGGGAUUAGAGGAUGUGGACCUUUAUAAUAAGUUUGUCCAGUCAGGGAUUAAGUUGUUCAGAAGCACAGACACAGGGAUAGUGCAUGUCCACCACCCGGUCAUAUGUGACCCCAACCUCGAGGCAAAGCAGUAUAAGAUGUGCCUGGGCUCCAAAGCCUCGUCACAUGGCUCCACCCAGCAACUGGCCGAACUCUGGCUAGAGAAGAACGACCUCAGCUUCAGGAGGCUGUCCAGCAGUAAUGGCUCAGUCAGGACAGUGUGAGGAAAAACUGAGCAGUAGCCUGUCAUAGACUGAACCCGGACACGUUCUGCACUCACUUCCUCCUCUCCGUGUUGUUUUCGCUACUUAAUUUAUUUUUUACUGAAAAGACUUUACAUGGAUAUUUUUUGAAAAUGUCUUUUUAAAAGAAAAUACACAGAAAUGCCAUAAUAAGAAAAAUGAACAAGUCAUAGAUACAGUCUGGGCUCUAGUAUGGAAGUACAUGUUAGGAUUUGUGAUAAAAGAAACAUUGACCAAUGUUCUUGUGUGAGCCGGAUUCCUUUAGGGGCCCAAGGCUCCUCAUGCCUGUUAAAUGUUGAAAAAGGGGCGACAUAAGUUAUUGUGUACCUUAGUCACAGUCCUGCAGUCCUGGGGGGCAGACUGAUGAAAAUGUACUCUAAGACCAUCAGUGCUCAAAACGACAUUCAACACCUGAUUGUGAGUGUUUACAAAAGACUGAUCCUAAGCAACACUUCAUGAAUGAAAACUCAAAUCACAGCAAUGUCAGUAGUCACUAAGGGCCAUUUAAUUGUAUUCCUUUGAUUUACAGCUGUUUCUUUUCCAUUUAAUUUUAUGGUUUUGGUAAUUUGAGUUAACACUGUUACUGUUUUUCUUCUUUAUAUUUUCUAUAUUAUUAAUUUCUGUGAACCCAACUGCUGGAUUUGAUAUCUGCAAUUCAUUAUUUGCUGUCUAAUUUAUUGAAUUUGCAGGCCCUAUUUUCUACUCUCUGACUGUUGAAAUAUGUAUAUUGGAAAGAUUGUAUAACCAUGUCAGUUGUGGGAUAGUGUUUUUUCAUGUUCCUCUUUCUUAAACUCAUUAACACCAAAGAGUUUUGCACA
Messenger RNA from Acanthochromis polyacanthus (spiny chromis), 3668 nucleotides. RefSeq names its product chondroitin sulfate synthase 1 (gene chsy1). The transcript has 3 exons. The record is from RefSeq and is a predicted model, not a curated record. NCBI's taxonomy places the organism in Eukaryota, Metazoa, Chordata, Actinopteri, Pomacentridae. Gene Ontology annotation, cellular component: Golgi cisterna membrane. Gene Ontology annotation, molecular function: glucuronosyl-N-acetylgalactosaminyl-proteoglycan 4-beta-N-acetylgalactosaminyltransferase activity. Bases 433 to 2832 code for a protein of 799 amino acids.